AUGAAGUACUUUUACUUUGAUCUUUUGAUUCUAUUGUGUUUAUUGUUCAUUUCAAAUAGUCAUGAGUUAGAACAAGAUCAAAACCAAGCUUUGUUAGAAUUAAGAAUGUUUUUGGAGUUUCCUUCUUCAUUGCAAAUUAUGGAAAAUUACAAUGUUGAUUUUUGUUAUCUUCCUUCAUCUUCAAAUUUGAGCAUUAAAUGUGAAGAUAAUUCAAUAAUUGAGCUCAAAAUUUUUGGUGAUAAAUCUUUGAAACCCUCCUCAAGUUUCAAUGGAUUUGCAAUUCCAAAUCAAACCCUAUCCAUGAAUUUCUCAAUUGAUUCAUUUUUCAUCACAUUGACAAAGUUUAAAACCCUAAAGGUUCUUACUUUGGUUUCAUUAGGGAUUUGGGGGAAACUUCCUAAUAAGAUUGAUGAAUCUUUUACUUUGCUUCAAGUUUUGGAUUUGAGUUCAAAUUUCCUAUUUGGUUCCAUUCCACCAAAAAUCUCAACAAUGGUGAAUCUUCAAUCACUAACACUUGAUGAAAAUUAUUUCAACUCCACUUUGCCUAAUUGGUUUGAUUCUUUGUUUAACCUAACUUUCUUGAGUUUGAAGAAAAAUCAUUUCAAGGGUUCAUUUCCAUUUUCGCUAUGCAAAAUCAAGAAACUCGAAGUUAUUUCUUUUUCGCAAAACGAACUAUCCGGUGAAUUGCCUAGUUUCAAUUCUCUUAAUGGUUUGCAUGUUUUGGAUUUGAGAGAAAACCAUUUCGAAUUUGACCUACCGCGUCUGCCGAAAUCCGUGGUCACGGUUUUGUUUAGCAAUAACUCGUUUUCAGGAGAGAUUCCGAAGAAGUUUGGAGAAUUGAACCACCUUCAACAUUUAGACCUUUCGUCGAAUCGUCUUGAGGGUGUGCCGCCUUCGACGUUGUUUUCUCUGUCAAAUUUAAGUUAUUUGAAUCUAGCAAACAAUGUGCUUAGUGGUGAGUUUUCUGAUAAACUCAAUUGUGGUGGAAAACUCGGUUAUGUCGAUAUUUCUAGCAACAAGUUAAGUGGUUUACUUCCUUCGUGUUUGGCGAAUAGUUCUGAUGGUAGAGUUGUUAGAUAUAGUAGAAAUUGUUUAUCUGUUGAAGCUCAAAAUCAGCAGAGAAGCUCUUAUUGUAAGGAUUUCGGUUCGAGAUGGAAGAAAUUCAGGAUAUUGAAAGUGGUAGCAUUAGUGGCUAUUGUUGUUGGAUUUGUUCUUGUGGUUUUGGUGUUUGGAGUUUUUGUGUGUAAAAAAUUUCGUUUGAUGAAGAAAAGUAGAAAGGAAGUGUUAGUAAAGAUUGUUCAAGAUAAAUCAGCAACUGGUGUUUCAUCAGAAGUUCUUGCAAAUGCAAGAUUUAUUUCUCAAGCAGUGAAGCUAGGGACACAAACUAGUCCAACCUGUAGACAAUUUUCUAUCCGAGAGUUGAAGGAAGCUACCAAAAACUUUAGUCUGUUAACUUGUAUUGGUGAUGGCUCCAUAGGAAAGCUGCAUAAAGGUAAACUUGAGAAUGGAUCUUAUGUGGUGAUAAGAUCAUUUGUUCUGUCAAAGAAAUGCUCAAUUCAAAAUCUUAAAGCUAAGUUGGAUUUACUCUCGAAGCUUGAACAUCCGAAUUUGGUUAGUUUUUUGGGUCAUUGCAUUGAUGCCGGCCUACAAGAUGAUUCGAGCACACAAAAACUUUAUCUUGUGUAUGAGUUUGUGCCAAAUGGAGAUUAUCAUACUCGUCUAUCAGAAAAUUCUGCAGAGAAAGGACUUAAGUGGCCUGAUAGACUAGCGAUUUUGAUUGGAGUUGCAAAGGCGGUUCAUUUCUUACAUAUCGGUGUUAUACCGGGAUGUUUUAACAACGGAUUGAAAACAAAGAAUGUGUUACUUGAUGAACACUGCAUUCCUAAACUAAGUGACUAUGGUAUGUCCAUUAUCAAAGAAGAUAUUGAAAAGUUUGAGACAAAGAGUGAGAAGAAGUCAAAAUCAUGUCAAAGGACAAAAACGGAUAACGAUGUUUACAAUUUUGGAUUCAUAAUGUUGGAGUCACUUGUUGGACCGAUUACAUGCGACAAAGGUGAAACAUAUUUCCUAAAUGAAAAGGCAUCUUUUGGAAGUGAAGAUGGAAGAAGAAAGAUUGUAGAUCCAACAGUGUUGACAACUUGUUGUCAAGAAUCAUUAUCAAUUGCAAUAUCUAUAACAACCAAAUGUAUAUCUCAAGAAUCUUCAUCUCGUCCUUCUUUUGAGGAUGUUCUAUGGAACUUACAGUAUGCAGCUCAAGUUCAAGCCACAGCAGAUGCAGAUCAAAAAUCAGAUUGA
This is a messenger RNA of Lathyrus sativus (Indian pea), 2295 nucleotides long. The record is from the annotation of a GenBank genome assembly. Lineage: Eukaryota; Viridiplantae; Streptophyta; Magnoliopsida; Fabales; Fabaceae.